This is a messenger RNA of Onychostoma macrolepis, 3638 nucleotides long. RefSeq lists its product as uncharacterized. NCBI's taxonomy places the organism in Eukaryota, Metazoa, Chordata, Actinopteri, Cypriniformes, Cyprinidae. The record is from RefSeq and is a predicted model, not a curated record. The transcript has 12 exons. Bases 656 to 3139 code for a protein of 827 amino acids.
UUUCAAAAUUAGACCAUAAUUUUUAGAAGAACAUGUCAGGUUGAUUUGGUGUAAAUCUGAUUUCAGUUUGACCUAGUAUCUGCACCCACAAGAAGUCAUAUCACCACUGUUUCCUACAAGUGGUCAUCAGGUGGAACUGCAAGACACCUCCAAGACACACAAAUGUUGCGUGAUGUAAAGUUAAACAUUUUAUUUGAUUGAAAACAGCUGUUUUAGCUGACGAUCACGUGAUUACGUGUAUUUGGGAAAGUCAUUUGGAAAAGAUAAAUAGUAGAGCUCCAAACAGUGAAAGUCCAUGUUUUUACUUGCAUUGGCAGGUGGCGACGUGAGUCAGUAUCCUUCCUUCAGGAUUCCACAGGAAUAACUUCCUGACAUUUACCUAAUAUCUUACUUCCGUUCUUCUCAACGCCAGUACGCGGAUUGCAUGGCUUCUCAGCAGAGAAAUAAUCAGGAAUGUGAUUCCGAAGACGAAUAUAAUUCACAAAUGAAUCUCAAUGGGUAUAAAAUAUCUCUACGUGUUGUUAGGUCGGUUACAAGUUAGAAAAGCGUGAUUUCGCAGUCAGCGCGGAUGUGUGAUACUAACAAGUUAAAGGCUAAACACUCGUAACAUUUUACUCACUACUUCACUCAACAUCUUCUUUAAUAACUCACCAAAAUGAAGAACCCUGGUUUACUUCUAUGCAUUUUGCUCGCAAAAGGUGUGUUUGGUGAUAUUGUGAAGUCAGUGAUGGAGGGAGAUUCUGUCACACUACACACUGAUCUUACUGAUAUACAGAAAUAUGAACUUAUACUUUGGACAUUUGGAUCUGACAGCACUCGUAUAGCUCAAAUCAACAAUGUAGUCAAUAAGAUCUCAAUAUACAAUGAUGUUCUUGAUGGGAAAUUCAGAGACAGACUGCAGCUGGAUGAUCAAAAUGGAUCUCUGACCAUCACAGACACCACAACCGAAGACUCUGGACUUUAUGAACUGCAGAUCAUUGGUGGAAAAGAGGUGCCACCCAAGAAGUUCAGUAUUAUUGUUUCUGCUUCUCUGCCCGUUCCUGUCAUCAGCAGAAAUUCUUCUCAGUGUUCUUCACCAUCAGGAUCAUCAGCGUCCAGAUGUGAGCUGCUGUGUUCAGUGGUGAAUGUGAGUCAUGUGACUCUCUCCUGGUACAAAGGAAACAGUUUAUUGUCCAGCAUCAGUGUGUCUGAUCUCAGCAUCAGUCUCUCUCUACCUCUGGAGGUGGAAUAUCAGGAUAAAAACACCUACAGCUGUGUGCUCAACAAUCCCAUCAGCAACCAGACUCAACAUCUGGACAUCAGUCAACUCUGUCAGCCAUGUUCAGUGGAUGAAUCAGAAGAUGGCUUACCCUUCGGUCGUGUGGUGCUGAUCUGCGCUGUUAUUGUUACUGUAUUUGUCUUGGCUGUAGUUGGGAUGUUCAGUAUCUACUGGAAAUAUAGAAAAACAAAACAACUGGGUUCUCCAGGUGAUGAUUUGGCUGAGACGGAUGAACUGAAGACAGUAUCGGUGAGGGUGGGAGAGACGGUCACUCUAAACACUGGUGUUACUGCAAUACAAAGUUUCGAUGUGCUGCAGUGGAGGUUUGGUGAAUUAUAUACAGACAGCACAAACCCAUUCACUGUCAUCGCCAAACUGAAUGAACAAAACAAUUUUGAUUUCAUUUGUCACGACAAGACAGUCAGACACAGAGUAAAGCUGGAUCAACAAAAUGGAUAUCUUACAAUUAGUGACAUCAGAUCCACAGACUUUGGAAUUUAUAAACUAAAUAUCUCCAGAAAUGGGAAAAAUAUGAUCUCCAAGUCAUUUAUUGUCCGCGAUUCCUCAGAAAAUGGAGAAUGCGCCAGAGGAGGCAACAUCAUUGAUGAAUGGAGAGAUUACCGAAAACACUUGUGUGUGUUUGGUGAUAUUGUGAAGUCAGUGAUGGAGGGAGAUUCUGUCACUCUAAGCACUGAUCUUACUGAUAUGCAGAAAUAUGAACGCAUACUAUGGACAUUUGGAUCUGACAGCACUCGUAUAGUUCAAAUCAACAAUGUAGUCAAUAAGCUCUCAUUAUACGAGGAUGUUCUUGAUGGGAAAUUCAGAGACAGACUGAAGCUGGAUCAUCACACUGGAUCUCUGACCAUCACAAACAUGACAUAUGAACACACUGGACUUUAUAAACUACAGUUUGUUGGCAUAAAUGAGGUUCCACCCAAGACGUUCAGUAUUAUUGUUUCUGCUCUGCCCGUUCCUGUCAUCAGCAGAAAUUCUUCUCAGUGUUCUUCACCAUCAGGAUCAUCAGCGUCCAGAUGUGAGCUGCUGUGUUCAGUGGUGAAUGUGAGUCAUGUGACUCUCUCCUGGUACAAAGGAAACAGUUUAUUGUCCAGCAUCAGUGUGUCUGAUCUCAGCAUCAGUCUCUCUCUACCUCUGGAGGUGGAAUAUCAGGAUAAAAACACCUACAGCUGUGUGCUCAACAAUCCCAUCAGAAACCAGACCACACAUCUGGACAUCAGUCGACUCUGUCACACAUGUUCAGUGGAUGAAUCAAGUUUAAACCCAGAAGAUGGCUUACCCUUCGGUCAUGCAGUGCUGAUCUGUGUUGCUAUUGUAGUUACUGUAUUUGUCUUGGCUGUAGUUGGGAUGUUCAGUAUCUACUGGAAAUACAGAAAAACAAAUCAACUGGGCCAGAUUUCUAGGCAAGAAUCCUAUGAGAUGAGUAUUGGUGACUCUUUGGCUGAGUCAGACGUAAUGAAGUCAGUGUCAGCGAGGGUGGGAGAGUCCGUCACUCUUAACACUGGUGUCACUAACAUACAAAGUUUUGAUGUGCUGCAGUGGAAGUUUGGAACAUCAAACACACAUUUUACAAAUCCAUUUUCAGUCAUCGCCAGACUGAAUGAACCAAACCAUUCUGAUUCUAAUGGCCACAAGGAGAGAUUCAGAGACAGACUACAGCUGAAUCAGAAAACUGGAUAUCUCACAAUUAAUCACAUCAGACCCACAGACUUUGGAAUUUAUAAACUAAAUAUCUCCAGGAAUGGGAGAAUUGUGAUGUCCAAGUCAUUUAUCGUGCGAGAUUCAUCAGAAAACAAAGAAAAUGUGUCAGAGGAGACAAAAACACAGUUGCUGAGUGAAGAGAUCGAGGCAAACACUUGUCUAUAGUGACUGUUACAUGCUCACCAUUUGAAGAAAAAAACAUUUCUACUUUAAUGAGCCUUCAAAAAUCACCCUAAAAAUGUGCUGUAGUUGUUUUUGAAAUCAGAUGCCAUGUGCUGUUGACCUGUGAAAAGGCAAACAGUGAAAAGGUUUUGUUACUUACAGUUGAUGGGACAUGUUGAGAUUAAGCCCAAUCUUGUUUACACUGCUAUGCAAACAUGUUAAUGCACAUUUGCUUGUCUGUUACAAAUUCCAUCAGUGUUAAUGAACAUAACAAUACAGUGGUGUUUACUGCCCUCUAGUGGACAAUAUAUGUUAGAAGACGGAUGUUUCUAAACAAUUGUACAAAGUGGAUAAGCUGAAGGGUCAGUUUCAGCCUCAUUAAAACUUUAUUUUUGUAUAAUUUAAAUACAUGUCUUGUUUAACUGAUUGUUGCAUCAAUGUUGAUAUACUGCAAAAGAAUUCACGCACAAUAAAUAAUGUUGCAACACAUAAAAAAAAAAAU